This is a messenger RNA of Nycticebus coucang (slow loris), 3843 nucleotides long. It is a transcript of the gene DPH3, whose product is annotated as diphthamide biosynthesis 3. The coding region runs from base 109 to 357 and encodes 82 amino acids. Lineage: Eukaryota; Metazoa; Chordata; Mammalia; Primates; Lorisidae. The transcript is spliced from 3 exons. The record is from RefSeq and is a predicted model, not a curated record. Gene Ontology annotation, biological process: protein histidyl modification to diphthamide. Gene Ontology annotation, molecular function: metal ion binding.
UUCUUGAAGCGGCGUGGGGGAACUACGCAGGCCAAGCCGGCACUCAACCAAGUUAAACCAACUGAGGAAGCGUUGGGCGGUAUAGCCCUUCGCUGGCUGCUGGUGACCAUGGCGGUGUUUCACGACGAGGUGGAGAUCGAAGACUUCCAAUAUGACGAGGGCACGGAGACUUAUUUCUAUCCUUGUCCGUGUGGGGACAACUUCUCCAUCACCAAGGAAGAUUUGGAGAAUGGGGAAGACGUGGCGACGUGUCCUAGCUGCUCUCUCAUUAUAAAAGUGAUUUAUGACAAAGAUCAGUUUGUGUGUGGAGAAACAAUCCCAGCCCCUUCAGCCAACAAAGAAUUAGUUAAAUGCUAACGAAGCCUUCAGAAAUCCAAAUUUUGAACAGUUGGGAAUGAAGCAAGGUGGAAACAUCAAAUACACAUUUACAGCUUCUUCGCUGAGACCAUCAUUUUGUGGUUUGCUGUUAAGAGUGAGGAUUCUUCCCAUCAGCUGCUCAAUUUAUCUUUUAAGAAGUGAGUCCAUGACAUGCCAUACUUGGAUUUCAUUCUUAUAACUUUGAAUUGGAAAUGUUCUUAAUUAUCCAUCUGUAUUUAAAGGAUAAUAAUUUCAAAUCAGUGCUUUCUUUCCCUCAAUUUCAUCAUUUUUAUAUCUCGAACGUAAUUAAUAUUUGAUCACAAUAGCAACUACCUCAGUCAUUAGGAUUUCUUAAUGAAAAGAGAGAUUGUAUUUUUGACUUAGUUAUUAAGAUGAUUAAAAUUAGUCCUUUGAGGGCGGCACCUGUGGCUCAAGGAGUAGGGCGCCGGUUCCAAAUGCCGUAGGUGGUGGGUUCAAACCCAGCCCCGCCAAAAACCACAAAAAAAAAAAAAAAAAUUAGUCCUUUGAAAUUUGACAUCAGCUUUGCUGUUCUAAAUUUGAAAUUAGUUGUUUUUUCUCUACCACCCUUCCAGUUCCAAGGUGGUAUCCUCUGUCUUGCUAUUACCAGAAUGUUCAUGCUCUGUUCAGUGUCCCUUUUCUGUUACACUUUAGUGCACAGAAGUUGGUCACGAUAUUAAAGAGAGAAUACAGUGAGGUCACAGUUUUGCCAGAGCCUAAAGUUAGUGAAUAGGAAAGGAGAAUUUCAGAGUGAAAGGAUCAAAGAAUAUGGAGUUUCCUUAUAUUCUGUAUCUUCCUUAGAAGGUAAGAUAAAAAGCAAAGCAGGUGAAGGAAAUAAAAUUGGUAAUGGAAAGAGAGAAGCAAAAUUUGCCAACUUAGUAAGUGAAAUACUGAUUUUGUGUUUGUUUGGUAAGGCUAAUUGAAAUUGCAUACCAGACAGGGUUAAUGUGAAAUCUUUAUGGCAGGCUGGUACCAGUGCUUUCAGCAUAUCACAAUAUCCUGUCACUAUUCCUAAAAGAUAAAACAUCUACAACAGAGAAUGAGCUUGAAAAUGGGAGGCCUGUUCUGAAUUAUUACGCCUGUGAGGACACAUGGGCAUAACAAGCCUCUAUAAUGUGCAGCCAAACCACGCAUGCAUUCUUGCAGAGAAAUGUUGCCCUGAAGAGAGGGAAACAUAAACAUAAGCCAUCAGUCUUCCUUUGCUACAGUGCUAAGAGUAGCAAGAAAUUAGACUCAUUUACGUGGAAAUUUGAAAAUUCCCUUUAUAUGCAACUUUGCUGUGUAUGUAUAAAAUUUUUUUAAUUCCCUGAUGUUUUGGCAGGUUGUUUUGGGAAUGCAAUUAGGGAGAAAAGUAAGCUUGCUAGAAUAUGAGUGUUCUCUUACUGAUUGGUAAAGGUGCAGCACACUCUCAUUGGAGCUUUAAAUUGGAAAGAAUGGCCUUUUUUACCUGCCAGCAAGAUGACUUGUGCAGCUAUGAGGCUGAGAUGUAUUAAGUCACCAAAAACUGAAUACAAAAAGUGUGGAAUACAUUAUAUGGCAUGUUGUUGAUGUGAUGAGAUAUCUUAUUGCUAUUUGAGUCACUGAUACCCCAGAAGUAGUUCACAACUGCUUUGCAAAAGCAAAGUGACUACUCAGAAGAACAGAGCAUGGCACUUGCUGAUUAUGGUGGGCAUAAGCUGUAGAGAGAAAUUAACUCUCCCAUGCUUGUGUUUAGUUUUCUAGAUAUCCUAAUGUGUUAACUUUCUCUGCUGAUGAUAAAUUUGAAACAAGGACAGACAUUUUUGAUGUAGGUCUGCUGUGAGCUAAAAGAACAGGAAGAAAAUUUGGCAAAGUUCAAGCAUCCCAGGAGAAAAGAAGCACAAAGUGAUUGGUGAUAAUGCUGCAGAAAUGGGAAUGAUUUUUUUUUUUUAAAGCAAUUGAGUCACUAAGUUUGUGAAAUAUAAAAGAACACAUCAGGAUUUAAUCCUAGGUUAAGCAGAAAGUAAAACAGAGUCUUUCAGAUAUGACUAAAGUUCUGUAUGUCUUAUUUAUCCCAGGACAUUUCUGGGGCACCUCUUAAGAACUAAUUAGUAAUCCAGAUGGCCUUGAAUUAGCUUUGUAGUCUUUGGCAAGACCAGUAGAUUCUUCAUCUCUACAAUUAGGAGACUGGAUCAGGGAUUUCUUAGCUGUCAAUUCUCUGAUUUCAGGCUUGGUAAUUUAGGGGAACAGAAAUGGCAAUUGAAAAAUUUAUAAGUACAGGGCAGCGCCUGUGGCUCAGUCGGUAAGGCGCCGGCCCCAUAUACCCAGGGUGGCAGUUUCAAACCCGGCCCCGGCUGAACUGCAACAACAACAACAAAAAAAAAUAGCCGGGCGUUGUGGCAGGCGCCUGUAGUCCCAGCUACUCGGGAGGCUGAAGCAAGAGAAUUGCUUAAGCCCAGGAGUUGGAGGUUGCUGUGAGCUGUGAGAUGCCACGGCACUCUACUGAGGGCCAUAAAGUGAGACUCUGUCUCUACAAAAAAAAAAAAAAAAAAAAGAAAAAUUUAUAAGCACAAACUAAAUCAUGAAUUAUAGAGAAAGAUAGAGAAAGACACUCCAUUCUUCUUCAGUAACUUGAUGUUACCAUGCUUUCGAGUUUUCUGAAAAUUAUGAGGUCAACUAUUGAAACAGAUUCUGCAUAUACUUCAGUAUACACGUUUGAGACAGGGAACUGGCAGGUACUGCCUUUGAGCAUUACUGCGGCAUUACCUAAUUGAGUUGGGAAGUCUCAAAGUUUCAAAUUGCCCUGAUCAAAAUAGGUUGGGAGGGGGCAGGGCAAGUUCCAACCAGUUAAAACCAAGAUGGUGGAAAAACACCAUCCCUCUAUGAUUAUUCCUCCCCUUGUUUAGUCUGUUGCUUAAGUAGACUACAGGAACCAGGGGCCAGUUUUCUGCAGGGAAAGCUAUCUACUCUUGUCUGUGGAGUAGACUUUCUGAGUUUCUACCACGGGGCUGAUUCUCUCUGCUGGGAGAACUUGCCUUUGCUCUGUCUGUAGAAUAGACUGCCUAAUGUCCUAAAGGUUGCCAUACAUACAUACAAUAUAUACAUAGAGGGAAAGGGGGAAAUUGUAGCUAAACAUACCUUUAUUUAUAAAAUAUUCAUUACAAAAUUUUAUAAAAUAUUUCUCUACAUGUUGAUAUGUAAAUACAAGAAAUACUAAAAAUGGAAUAUAAAAUAUGAGUUUGUUAAUUUUUCCUACUUACGGUGACCUUUGGGACACCCUGUAUAGUUUCUAAUAAAUCUCACUUUCACUUUAUACUGUUGACUUGCUCCUAAAUUCUUUCUUGCACAAAGCCAAGGAUCCACUGGACUUGAAGUGGGAGUCUUUUUCCUGUGUCACAUUCAGAAACAUUUUUCUUCGAAGAAGCACCCAACAUUUCUGAUAACUGUACAUAAUAAUUUAUUACUAGAAUAAAUUGUAUUGUCAUGGUAAAUAAAAUCAGACAAUCAAAA